AUGGCGCGCUCUAUAGCAGCGCAGCCAUCGUUCGAAGAAGUCCAAAACAUCGUCGAGAAGACCAAGUCCUGGCCCAAUGCCCCGAAUCUCAUCCCACUAUGCACAUCCAUAUCGUCCGAGUUCCUCACUCCGUCCACCAUAUAUCUGAAAGUUGCAGCAAACUCCAAACAGUCCUUCCUGUUCGAGUCGGCAGCGACCUCCGAAACCAUCGGACGAUAUAGCUUCGUUGGUGCUGACCCUCGCAAAACACUCCUUUCGGGCCCCAAGCAUGGCCUCGAGGGCGAUCCGCUGCCGCAGUUGGACAAGGAACUCUCCCAGCAUCGGAUCGCACAUAUCCCAUCAUUGCGACUUCCACCAUUGACUGCUGGAGCCAUUGGAUAUGUUGGCUAUGACUGCGUCAAGUACUUUGAGCCCAAGACAAAGCGAUCUUUAAAGGACGUCCUAGAGGUACCUGAGAGCUUGUUCAUGCUAUACGACACCAUCGUUGCUGUCGACCACUUUUUCCAAAAGGUGAUCGUCAUCACGUAUCUCUCCCUACCUGCGGCAGACGCCAGCGGAAGUGCGCUCCAGGCAGCGUAUGACAAGAGCAAGCAGACAAUAGCUGGCCUCGUGCGGACACUGAAGAGGCACGAUCUUCCGCUGCCUCCACAAGGUCCGAUACAGCUCAAGCAGGAGUAUACCAGCAAUAUCGGUCGCAAGGGAUAUGAGGGUCACGUCACGCGAAUGAAGGAGCACAUCGUUAAAGGCGACAUCAUCCAGGCCGUUCCCUCGCAGCGGAUCGCUCGGCCCACCAGCUUGCAUCCCUUCAACCUAUACCGCCACCUACGUACCGUCAACCCAUCGCCGUAUCUGUUCUACCUGGACUGUGACGAUUUCCAAAUCAUUGGUGCCAGUCCUGAGGUGUUGGUCAAGGCAGAGGCUGGAAGAAUUAUAACCCACCCGAUCGCGGGCACGAUCAAGCGAGGUGUCGACCCAGAUCAGGACCAGCAGCUCGCAGAUACGCUUCAUGCUAGCAUCAAGGACCGGGCAGAACAUGUCAUGCUGGUUGACUUGGCGCGGAACGAUGUGAACAGAGUGUGCGAUCCACUGUCGACCAGAGUGGACAAGCUCAUGGUUGUGCAGAAGUUCAGUCAUGUCCAGCAUUUGGUAUCGGAGGUUUCAGGUGUGCUGCGACCAGACAAGACACGAUUUGAUGCGUUUCGCUCAAUCUUUCCUGCUGGGACUGUGUCAGGAGCGCCCAAAGUCAAGGCUAUGGAGCUGAUUGCAGAGCUGGAGGGCGAGAAGCGAGGUGUCUACGCAGGUGCGGUAGGCUACUUUGGGUACAACCGAGUCAACACAGUUGAUGCAACAGAAGUUGAAGGCGCAAUGGACACCUGCAUUGCGCUGCGGACCAUGAUGACCAAGGGCGGUGUAGCAUACUUGCAAGCCGGCGGCGGCAUUGUGUUCGACAGCAACGAGGGCGAGGAGUACGAAGAAACGAUCAACAAGCUCAAGGCGAACAUGACUUGCAUCGAACAAGCUGAGAGGCUCCACUGGGAGGAACAGCAGGGCGAAGCUAGUGACUUGUCUGUCAAUGGAACGUCAGGCGGGCCAACCAAGGUCGAUGUUGCAGGCGGAUAG
Molecule: messenger RNA, 1620 nt
Organism: Fulvia fulva
Lineage: Eukaryota; Fungi; Ascomycota; Dothideomycetes; Mycosphaerellales; Mycosphaerellaceae
Product: Anthranilate synthase component 1
Exons: 3
Coding region: 1-1620 (539 amino acids)
Biological process (GO): L-tryptophan biosynthetic process
Molecular function (GO): anthranilate synthase activity
Source: RefSeq, a predicted model, not a curated record